This is a messenger RNA of Saccostrea cuccullata (small rock oyster), 711 nucleotides long. Its product is annotated as plasminogen-like. Gene Ontology annotation, molecular function: endopeptidase activity; signaling receptor binding. The transcript has 6 exons. The coding region runs from base 1 to 711 and encodes 236 amino acids. The record is from RefSeq and is a predicted model, not a curated record. NCBI's taxonomy places the organism in Eukaryota, Metazoa, Mollusca, Bivalvia, Ostreida, Ostreidae.
AUGACUUUGUACAGCACAAGUGAACCUCCAGAAAUUUCAACAAUUGUCCCCUCGGAGUUCCCAGUAACAAUAUCAGAGAGAACUACACCUUCUCCAGAUCAUAGCAGUACAGUAACAGCAGGGAAAUCCACACCGGAAGACUGUAGAUUGCCGGGCUUCUUAUACAGAGGAAAACAACGUGUAACAAAGUCAGGGAUACUGUGUCAAAGAUGGGAUGUGCAGAGCCCACAUGAACAUAAUUAUUUCAUAUUUAGUCUUGCACAAGAGAACUACUGUAGAAACUUUGACAGAGAAGAACCAUGGUGUUUCACUACUAAUUCUAGCGUUCGCUGGGAACUUUGUGGUGUGGACAUUUGCUCUUCACCAUGUCUAAACAGAUCUGUUGACACUCAAAAAAUAGCAUCUCAGUGCUUUGCUACUGAACCAACUGGUAUUGAAUUUUGCAGUCGCUUGUGGAGAAUUGUUGGAUGUUUGAAGAACAGAAUUGAAAUUUCUACGGAUAUUCAAUGUUCUGGGAUUGAAUUAAGAUCCAUUGCUUUGCAAAGACAGGAUAUGUUAGAAAGGUUAAUGGGAAGGUCAAUCUCCCAGUGUAUUAAAGCUCCGUGCGCAGAUUCACGUUUGGUAUCUUUUGAAAGAGUAGUUGUCUUGGCAUUUUUUUGCAUAGUAAAACACCCCAUGGAGGAGACAACUUCAGAGACAUUGUGCCGGUAA